Messenger RNA from Sitodiplosis mosellana (orange wheat blossom midge), 2266 nucleotides. Its product is annotated as BTB/POZ domain-containing protein 6-B-like. The transcript has 3 exons. NCBI's taxonomy places the organism in Eukaryota, Metazoa, Arthropoda, Insecta, Diptera, Cecidomyiidae. Gene Ontology annotation, biological process: neurogenesis. Gene Ontology annotation, molecular function: protein binding. The record is from RefSeq and is a predicted model, not a curated record. Gene Ontology annotation, cellular component: cytosol. Bases 230 to 1546 code for a protein of 438 amino acids.
GUCAAAGUGAUCCUCUGUCAAUUGUCAGCUGGUUGCACUUCAACGUUUCGAAUAUACGCAUAUUUCUCAAAGGAAACAAACGAAAAAAAGACACAAAUUUCUUCACGAAUCGCCGCAUCACUCAAAAAUACAUGAACAUUGAAUUCAAGAGAUCCAGUCAAGCACAGAAGCAUUAUCCUCGGUAGUUAGAACUAAUUCGAUACGGCAAUUGAACGUAGAAAGGAUCAUUAUGGGUCAAUCGGACUCAAAGCCCGGAAAAUGUCCGAAUGUUCGCAAGAACCCUUUAGUCAAGCAGACAUUGGAAAAACUCCAUUCGGAAAGAGAUGAAACUGGUGAUGUUACGUUCAUCGUUGAAUCAGAGUUGAUUCGUGCCCAUCGAUGUGUUUUGGCGACGCAUAGUCCAAAAUACAAGGCUCAAUUCUACGGUGCCCAUCCGGAUAAAAUUCAAAUUUCCGUGGACGUUGUAUCGGCAGUGGCUUUCAAAGAGUUUCUACAGUUUUUCUAUUUUGAUGAAAUCGCUUUGACCGUGGAAAAUAUCGAAGCCGUGUUGAAUUUGGCAAAGCAAUCGCUCGUCGAUACUUUUGUUACCGAAUGCAUCAAUUUCCUGAUUGAAGUGGUGACUGUGGACAACUUAUGCUGGGCCUAUCAUAUAGCAAUCUUCCACGAUAUCAAACAGCUGAAAGAUCAUUGCGAACAAGAAAUCAGUGCCAAUGCAAAGAAAGUGUUCGCCGGUAAGGAUUUCAUCAAAUGUGAUCGAGACCUGCUCAUUCGAAUUCUGAAGUUGAAUUCACUGUGCUGUAAAGAGACCGAAGUAUUCGAUGGCUGUAUCGCAUGGGCGAAGGCAAUGUGCAAACAGAAGAAUGUUGACACCGAAAAAGGCGUUAAUCUACGUGCUGCGUUGGGAAAAGCCAUCCCAGAGAUUCGCUGGAGCUCCAUGACCGUCGAAGAAUUUGCCGCUAUUCAUAACAAAUUCAAGGGAUUUUUCACUGCCGAUGAAUCCAGUGAAAUAUUUUGCAUAAUUAGCAAACUCAAAAAUUUCAAAUCGGAACGAUUCAAUCAAAUUCCACGUGAGCAAACGGAACCGACGCCGGUCAAACCAAACGAUGAACUGAUAUCGAAACCACAUCUGAGAUGCGAUCGAACUGCCGUAGGCAAAAUUGAAUUUGAUUUAAAAGGAAAUGAUUCUGUUCUGUUUUUCUGUAACCAAGGUAUUUGCCUACAAGGGUUUGUACUUGGUUCUAAAGAUAUUAAUGAACUUAAAGUUGAUGUGAUGCUUGAAAAAGUACAUUUGCAAAACUAUCCCAAAACUCUAGUACACAAGGGAUCAUGGAACGAAACGAUGGUCCUUUUUGGAAAACCAAUCGAUAUCAAACCACUUGAUCGGUGCUACAUUGAUGUAAAUUCGAGCUCAUUUUUCGCUUGCAAAGAUGUUUAUGGACUGAAAUCUGAUGUUAGAAUUGAUGAUAUUUCAUUUAAAUUCCCAUUAUCAGGCAUAGUACAACCGAUGGGUUUGAUAACUUGUUUGUUAUUUAGUCGAUUGGAUUAGACUUAGAUGCAGGAUUAUUAUUAUAGAGAAACUUUUCGUGACAGACUGUCUAAUGGGCAUAGAAUCGGUUGUAACAAAAUACGACGUCAUAGAUUGACUUGAAAACUUGAUUGGAAUGAACACAUUUUUAAUAUGAACAAUCAGAAAAAUAAAAUUAAUAUUUUCGAAUUACAUUUCACACUAAGCAAUAGAAUGGUAGAAAAGAUAGCUAUAUUUUUAAGUUCCCCUAUUCCAAUGGAUCUGAAAUAAAUCUUUUAUACAGACGUACAGAGUGACGUGUAAAAUAUGUGUAAAAAAAAAGUAAUGUGAAAUGUUGAUCGAAAAUGACGGUGCUCAAAAAGACCUAAAUUAAAUAAGAAGAGUCUCAUCUUUUGAUUGGUGACAUUUUUAGAACGAAAAUAUAUUUUUUCUUUAUUUUUCUACUAUCUAUCAAAACGUUUGAAUUUAAGCAAGUUUAUAUACUUCAAAAUAAUGUCACUGCCAAAAAUUCACCAAGAAUUCACAUUUACCGUUAAUUUUAUUGUCCGUUAAAAUGUCUAAAUUCGUUAUCUAAUAAAAUGCAAAAUUAAAUCCAUAAAUGGAUCAAGGUGCAAAUUGAAUAUGAAAAAGAUACAAACGAUCUUACUGAUGAAAUAAACUUUCGAAAAAGUGAAUAAUGAAAAAAAAUCUGUGGAAUAAACGAGGUCGAAUAAUAAAUGGUAAACAUUACCGAUUUUUGAA